This is a messenger RNA of Baudoinia panamericana UAMH 10762, 2072 nucleotides long. RefSeq lists its product as uncharacterized. NCBI's taxonomy places the organism in Eukaryota, Fungi, Ascomycota, Dothideomycetes, Mycosphaerellales, Teratosphaeriaceae. Gene Ontology annotation, biological process: mitochondrial respiratory chain complex III assembly. Gene Ontology annotation, cellular component: mitochondrial inner membrane. The coding region runs from base 71 to 1915 and encodes 614 amino acids. The transcript has a single exon. The record is from RefSeq and is a predicted model, not a curated record.
CGAUCUGGUAGCAUUGUUGUUCUUGUAUCGUCAUAACUUGACAACAGUCUCACCCUGAGUCAGUGUAGCGAUGGAGAGGACGAUGCUGUCACGUACAGCGCAACGAACUAUUCCACGAUGUAGUCGUGCAGCAUCCUCACGUGCCGACUUCCUGGCAAGGCAAAGUGCACCGGCAAGGAUAGCAGCAGCGUCACAUCAAGAUAAAGCGUAUCGGAAACAGCAACAACUACUACGAUCGAUCCUUGCGAUCGCUAUUGCUGGUGGUGUUGCCACACUAACGCAACACUACUUGAACGAUGGAAUGCUCAGGGUCGCGCAUGCGGAAGCUCCGCCGAAAGACGAAGAGAACGCGUUGGUGUUCGAGGCUUCGCGGAAGAAAGCAGGCUUGAGUAAGGAGGAGAAUCGAGAUCUGAUCUCAAGUCAGCAUCACCAAGUCAAGCGGUCGUGGGAGAAUCCAGGCGUGUAUGCCUGGGGAAGCAACAGCGGCAGAGUAGCUGCUCCAGACAGCACCGAGAAUGUGAUCAAGACGCCACGACGCAUCAACUUCUUUGAUGGUAUGCUGCUGCGAGACAUCAAGCUGGAUCGCAACGCUGGUGCGGCGAUCGAUGAGAAGGGCAAUCUCUUGCAGUGGGGGACUGCGUACGCCCCGGACACGAAAUCGCCGGCAACAACAUUACAAGGGAAGGACCUGGUUGCACUCUCAAUGUCGCGCGACCGUGUACUUGCACUGUCACGCAGUGGUAAAGUGUACAGCUUACCGAUGUCUGCCGAGGACCAGGCUGCGGGUAUCAAGCCUUCAGAGUCAACAUGGCUCCCCUUUUGGACCACACCAAGUCCCGUUUCAUACCGACUGAUCGCGCCCAAGGACCUCAAAUCUCCCGAGAAAGUGACGUCGAUCGAUGGUGGUCUCGAACAUGCUUUGCUACUGACCUCUCAAGGCCGCGUUUUCUCCACCGCUUCUUCCUCCGACAGCUUCCCAACCCGCGGUCAGCUCGGUAUACCAGGCCUGACAUUCUUGACUAGACCAGAGGGGCCAUACGACCAACCUCACGAGAUCACUACCCUCCGCGGCUUCAGUAUUGCGAAGAUUGCUUGCGGAGAUUACCACUCAUUAGCGCUUGAUCGAGACGGCCGCGUAUUCUCCUGGGGCGACAACUCGUCAGGCCAGCUCGGCUUCGACUUCAAUGCCGAAUCGAGUAUCGUCGACGCCCCGUCCCUCAUCCCAACUCAGAAGCUGUACAGCGGUACCUCGCAAGUCCCAUCCAUCACCAGCAUAGCCGCAGGCGGCAGCAAUUCCUACAUCACCGUUGAUGCGACCAAAGUCGCCGCACAAACGGGCAGACUCUUGACUGAAGACGAGGCCAAAGCGAAUAGAGGUCUUGGUAGAGUGACUGCGGAUACCUUUGCGUUCGGGGCGGGAAUCUACGGUGGAUUGGGAAACAGUAGGUGGACACACGUCCAGCCGUCUCCAAUCAAGAUACCAAGCCUAUCCGGGCUGUUCGAGUACGACGAACGCACCAACACCACUGUGCCCAUCCGACUAGCGCAUCUCAGCGUCGGCGCCACGCAUGCCGCGGCUGUGAUGAGGAACAUCACGCACACUUCCGCGUCCACUGAUCUUACAAGUAGCGACGACUCGACCAACUGGGGCGCCGAUAUCGUGUUCUGGGGCGGCAAUGAGCAUUACCAGCUAGGCACCGGAAGGAGGAAUAACAUGUCAAGUCCGACGUACCUCCAGCCCUUGGACAUGGAGGCGGAGAUCAAGCGGGCGAAGAGGAGUACGGGUGGGAAGGAGGAGCAUCGAUUUCAUAUUACGCCGCGCGCUACAGCAGUGCUGGGAGAUGGCAGGCGGGUGAGUGUGGAGCAGAGGGUGGAGUGCGGGAGGGGUGUUACUGCUGUUUAUUCGGGCACUUGAGCGUCUGUUUGUAGCCUACGAUGUGGGCGUGUAGAUAUCUGCUCUCUCGGGAUACCACAGAGGGAGAGAUCAAAGACAGAGACGCGAGCAUCUUUCAGGCUCGGACGCUUUGUACAGGUCCCAAACUGAAUGAGAUCCACACGUCGUCGCCACUCGC